Theileria equi strain WA is the source of this 2540-nucleotide messenger RNA. RefSeq lists its product as hypothetical. The record is from RefSeq and is a predicted model, not a curated record. Bases 21 to 2540 code for a protein of 839 amino acids. The transcript has a single exon. Lineage: Eukaryota; Apicomplexa; Aconoidasida; Piroplasmida; Theileriidae.
AGUGCAUAUAAAGCUUCAAAAUGGCGACUGCCUUGGCUCUGCUAUACGAAACUUUGGUGGCUGAAUCAAAGUAUGAAGCCAGGGGAAGCGAAUAUCGCGCGCGUCUCAAGGAUUUGUACACAAACAUGCGAAGGGAUAUGCUUUCCUGCGGGGACGUUGUUAUAAAGGGAUUUAGGCAAAGCUUGAACAAGUAUAUGGAAUCUUUGGUACAAGCAGUGGACAUUGUGGACGCUUUGGACUUGGAUUCGCAGGAGAUGGACGUUUGCACAGGUAUAAGACAGUAUGUGUUUCCCAGGAUUCCUGAGAUUGAUGAGAUCGAUGUGGAGUUUGUAAGCAGAUGGGAAGAGUUCUACAACUAUCCUCUCUCAUUUGGAAGGGUGACCGAGAGGAGCAAGAAGCGACAGAACAGCGAGAAGAAGUCACAGUCCAUGUCCGGGUCCAAGAAGAAAUGUCAUCACGAAUCCGAAGACUCCCUGAAGCAAGUAAAUCAUCCGGUACUAUUGACGGAAGAAGACCUAAAGAGACCCAAAAUGCCAAAACCACCUGAGCCAAUCGUAUCAAAGAGGUCAAGACACACAGAACAUAAAGAAGCCAUGGAGCAUCAGGAGCCUAUAAUGUAUACAAAGUUGCCAAUUUUAAUGAAUAAAAGGGUCGAGUUUAAAGACGAUACCAUUAUAUUUGGACUAAUUCCCAAUGAUAAGCUGGCUACCGAUUGGGCCUCUGUAUCGUCCUGCAAUUCUUACAAUGAUCUCAUAAGACAGUUUCAUGAAUAUGACAACAAAAUACCAAAUGUAGAACAAAAAUCCAAAACAACAUGUAAAAAACAUGCUGAUAUCACAUCUACAGAAUAUUAUACUGCAAAAACUACCUCUGAACAUGAACCAAGCUCUCAAAGCGUGUCUAGUAAUGAAGGGGAAGAUGUUGACAAAAUAAUUGAUGUGCAUGAUUUUUACGACCCUUUGGAAGAAAGGUAUGAGAAACUUCCCGGAAAUUUUAAACAAGAUAUUGACAAUUUUGACCCAGACUCUAUUUUUGGGAACUACUACUGUCCCGUGGACAAGAACGUUCCAGUUCCAAAAUUAGAAGUUCCUCCUCAAGAAGAGGUUGCACCAUCACUCUGUCAAACAAUGAUUACCGUGAGUCAUAUUCAGGUUACAUCGGCCUACACAUGUGAUGCCUCUGGGACUCCACAUGUAACCUGUACAGCAAGGUUCUGUGAACCUAAAUUACCAAAAAUUCCGUCUGAAAUGGAAUUUGAACCCCCUUUGGGGACUUACCAAGAGCUACAACACAUUCUAUCGAGACUAUUCGCCCUAAAGAAGGUUGUAAGCGGGUCUUGUGAAAUAUGUUCCGGUUGGAAUUUGGUACAUGGUUGUACUUUAACAUUUUGUGAAUAUUGUGAGGAUAGACUAUUGAAUUUUAAACCUCAGUUGCUAUUACAGAUAUUUCAAUUGCGCAGGUAUUUAGCCUCCCACUUAUAUGCCGUUAUGGGAUACAAAUUUGAAACUACAAGUCAGAUUAUAAAGGAUGGAGAUUUUAUCAGAGACUGGAGAAAACUUUUAGACCAGCAAGGUGUAUCUAUUCAUUCUCUUUGUGAGAUUGGAGGUUCAUUCCCGAAGGCCUCAAUACAUGACAGCAGAUUUCAGCCAAGUUGUCUUUCACUACCACAAACUAUUUGUAACACCCUGAACUCGUUCCAGUACCCAAAAGUAUUUGUUAAGGCAAAUUCAGAGCUGCAUAGUAGAGUCUUUACUAUAUGUAGAGAAAGACGCAAUGCAAGGGCCAAGUUGAUGAAUGACUAUUUUGAAACUCUUUACAACUACUGUAAUAACACGGAAUCUGAUGAAUGUCCGCAGCAUCUUGCGGAUGAUUACAAUAACAUUUUCAAAAAUGGAUUACUUUUGUCUUCACAGCAUUCCAUUGCCCAGGAAAACACUUAUUUUGAUGAACUUGUAUCAUACUUGAUAUCUCGCCUCCCGUUCGAUGAUCAUCUUUUGAGGUUAUCGUUCUUUCACAAGGGAAUAUACGCGAUUAAACCAAACAACAUGAAGUCAUCCGUAUUGCUCAGCAUUGGAAAAUGCUUUGGAUUUUCUGAAAACGACACGGAGCUUAAGUACAAUUGGCAUGAAACAUUGCAAAAGAGCACAUUAAAAAAGGGAGCGGGCUACGCUUUGCAGAGAGACACUACUGGACUUGUUGCUCAUGCACUCAAAAAACACUCUUGCCAAGCGCUUCACACGUUGGGUCACAUUGGAUUUUUGCAAGGUUUGCCAUCUCCCAUACUUUUUGAUAUAAUAGAGACGGGUAGAGUGAAGAUUGGAUUUCCUACAGCUUUGGAGAUGCAUGUUUUGUCGAUUCCCGACUCUGUUUUGGAUCCAUGCAUGUAUGGAGAUGUUGGUAAAGGACUUGUGUAUUCUUUGCCGGUACUUUUGCAGAAUUUGUCUCUUUUGGGUUCGAUUUUAAAGAUUGGCACGAGUAGCAGUGGGAAGAAAAGGAAGCCUACGAGAGGUAUGGCGGAAUCCGAGACUAGUGAGAUGUAG